Molecule: messenger RNA, 8090 nt
Organism: Rattus norvegicus (Norway rat)
Lineage: Eukaryota; Metazoa; Chordata; Mammalia; Rodentia; Muridae
Source: RefSeq, a predicted model, not a curated record
UUUUUUGUCCUCAAAAAUAAGGAAUGAGAACCAUCACAACCAAUUCCAUAAGUUUAAGACCAGGAGACAGUCUCAUCAAAAUGAAGAAACUAUCAUAAACUCCAAUCUACCUACCUACCUACAUCUAAACAGAAAAGGCUUAAAUGAGAAGGAAGAAAGCUGACCAUGAAGGAAAGGGAAGAUCUAUAGAAACUUGUCUUGGAAUGCACAGUCUAGGACAUGAGUAAGGGUGGACCUUAAAAAGGAGCACAGACCCCGUGGGAGCAUGUACCGACUGACCCUACGGGAUGCCACUCAGUUAGGGCCUUGCAGUGAACCAACAGACAGAUCCUGGGAAAUGAGUCCUCGGAGAAGUUAUUCGGCUACAGUCACACAGGCAUUAAAUGGGGGAUUAGGAACCAAAUCCAAAUCUUUACACACAGAGCCAUGCUCUUAACCGCUUCACUAUUUUAACAUACCUACAGACUACACAGUUCUAGAAGGAUGGUUACUUAUAGGUAACAGGAGAGCAAGCCACCUCUGCUUCUUUGCGUAUAUUCUUUGCCAAGUCAAGCUUACUGGACUGGAAGGCACUAUUCUCUGUUCACUGAAUUUAUAGGCUCCAAACCAAACUUGUUCUUGCCCCUCCCCGCCUUUGACUGUCCAUCUCACAGCAAAGCUAAUUAACAGAGAAAAGAAGCAAGAUACAAAUGUUUUCAGCUUCCCAUCCCUUUCUUCUUCACUCUGCUCCCUGGAUUACAUAGAUAACACGCAGAGUUAGGACUGUCCUGAGCUCUAUUUUCAACUGUAAGGGUGUUUAAAAUAAGGAACUUGAGCCUUAUAAUAUCUGUACCCCUGGGGGGGGCAAGGACAGCACCCUCAAUAGGAGAGACCAAGGCCACUCCUGCCACAUCCUGUGGAGCUGCUCCUCAGGCUCUUGUCACUCCACACCACUGGUGAGUGAUUGGCCCGUUUACUCAUAACCUUUGAACUUGGCACACAUCUGCAGUGUUCUUGCAGGCCCUCCCUGGUUACACCUCUGCACUUGACUCAGGACUUGUCUCUCCUACUGGGCUGCCAAGGAAGAUGGUGUUGUCCUUGUCCUACCACGGGACACAGAUAUUAUAGCUCAAGUUCCUUAUUUUUUUUUUUUUUAUUUGUAGACACUGAUCUGUGUUCUGCCCACCACAAGGGCCCGAGGCUCUGAUUCUUUCCUCCCUGAACAGCAAAGUGUGUCUGUAGCACCAAGAAUUUCUUUCUAAUUUUGGUUUCUCCACUAAAAACAGCCAUGGCUCCUUGAAGAAAUGGUUGACACCAAUGACUAGAAUAAGUACUAAUAAACCUGGAACUCCUUAGGGACCAAAAGACGAUAAAGUGCUAACAGAAUGAUUAGACAUUCAAAGGACAGAAGCUAGCAUUCAGACUGCCAAUGCCCAUAUUUGGAACAAUUUGAGUGUUGGACUAAUAAGGUCAUUCAGUACACAGCCAGUCUGGCUCUAGCCAGGGCUACAUAAGCCCGUCUCAGAAAACAAAACUGCCCAGGCAGAAACCUCUAUGGGGAUCUGGAGACAUCUCAGUUGAUAAAAUGUUUGUCAUGCAAGCACGAGAGCCUAGGCUCAGAUCCCAAGCGUCCACCUGACAAAAACUGGACAUGGUAGUACCUACACUGGAGAGGCAGAGGAGAAUUCCUGGAGCUGCCCAGCUAAUCUUGGGGGUAGUGUGUGCUCUUCAAGUCAGUGAGAGACCCCAUUUCAAACAGUAAGAUAAAGAGCCAUAGAGGAAGACAUGUUGACCUCCAGCCUGCACACUAUAAACACACACACACAUGAACAUGUGCACACACACAUGAUCAUAAAUCAAGAGCAGGGGCUUGAUUCAUGAAGGUGUAGUAGAUAAAGUGCCUACUGUGUAAGCACAAGGGCAUGAGUCCAAACAGCACCCACAUCAAAGCCAGGGAUGGUAGUGCUCAUCUACUGCUGGGGUAUAGGGUAAGGGGUGAUUACAGGCGGAUCCCUGAAGCUCGCUGGCCAGCCAGCUCCACAUUAAAAGUAAGUUGGUGAGCAAUUAAACAACAUCACCUUUGGCAUCCACACAGGAGGUCAGGCAGGACACAUCACUCACACACACACACACACACACACACCCCUCACACAGGGCCAGUCCCAGCUACAUAUUGAGACUGUGUCUCAAAGAUAAAACAAUAAAUAAAACAAAUUAAUAGUUUAUUAAAAAAAACAAUGUAUUAAGUAGUUUUAAAGUAGUUUCCCAAAAGAUAACAAAAGGAAAAAAUAAUUAUAUAAGAAAGAAGGCAAGGAUGAACUGUGAAAUUGAUCAAAGUCAGUAAGGAGACCAGUAAACGCCAGAUACCUUUGCUAGCACACAGUGAGAACACUGGCAUCAGGCCUGGGGCAGACUCUCAGAAGCUGGAAAAACUACAUGAAAUCACCAGGAGAAAUAUGUAAACCCAAACUGGGAACAUUCUACGAGGUGUGUGAGCUCGAGUCAAGGUUUUAAAAGGUAAACUAAGACUGUGGGGACUUUAUUGUCUAAGACUAAAAGGAUCCAUAACAAAAGACAACACAAACUCUGAGCUGAACAUCUUCAUUUAAGGUUUCUAAGAAAAGAUCCAACGGUGGCAACUGGAAAAUCAGAGGAAGACCUGAGGUUUGAGUGGCAGCAGCACACCAGUGUUAACUUUCUUUUUCUUCCUUCCCUCUCUUUUGCUUUUUGAUAUAUAUAUAUCUCAAAUAUAUAUAGCUACAAUGUGAUAUUUUCACAUAUGCAUACACUAUGGAAUGAUUCAAUGAAUUAACAUAUCAUUACCUCAUAUUUUUAUCAUUUUGUGGCAAAAGCAUUUGAAUUUUACUUUCUUAGCAAUUUUGAAACAUAUGUCACCAUUGGGAAAACUUAUUUCUUGGCUGGGCCACAGCUCAGUGGCAUAGCACUUGACCCUGGGCUCACCCCUGCCACAGUGAAAACAGUAGUCCUUAAAAGCCUUGGUCUUUCUCACAGUCCAUCUCUGAUUCUUCCUUUCUUCUACUCAACAGCAUGAAUUUACAGGUCCAGCUUUCCCCCCAAAGCCUUGUGUGGCCCGGAGCAUCAUAUCCUAGAACCCGGCUGUUGACCAAGCCCAAAGUUUACAGUCCUAUACAAAUUACACAGCCUUGUAAAUGUCACCUGUUGCCUUUCAUCCUCCUUCCUCUGUGGAAUACACUUACUCAGAACACCAUGGGAGUCUUCCACUGAUCCCUAAGAAAAGCCACCUGCCUCUGCAUAGGAGAACUUGAAGAAGUCAAUGAUCAGAUCAAGAGCCAAGGUCAAAACCUCAAUCCCUCUGACCCAACUGUGUGCUCAGUUACUUCAGAGACAAAAAUAUCUUGGCAUCCCACUAAGCAACUUUCCAACAUCCUGAAGUUUUGCCACAAACAAGUCAGGCCGUGGUUCUGGAACCAGAUAAACCCUAGAGGUAGCAGAAAAGCAGCUGAUCGAUGAGACAACUAUGUGACUGAGGGGCCAGCACGAUAGCUCCGUCUCAACUCUUCCAAUGACCAAGAGCCUGGUGAGUGAGCACUCCUGGAAGGAUACAUCCCAGCAUUGGGGUGGCUGAGUCAGGAAGACUUCAGGCUUGAAAGUUGGCCGAGGCUACACAACCAUUUAAUUUGGCAGAGCGGAAAGCUAACGCCCACUCUGUAGUAGAAUGUGAUCACGCACGGAAGGAAGUCAGUGUACGAACUGCAGGGCUGACUGACAAGACCUCAAGGAAAACAUACACGUUUGACAUGGUGUUUGGAGCAUCUACAAAACAAAUUGAUGUUUACCGAAGUGUUGUUUGUCCAAUUCUAGAUGAAGUUAUUAUGGGCUAUAAUUGUACCAUCUUCGCAUAUGGCCAGACUGGCACUGGAAAAACUUUUACAAUGGAAGGUGAAAGGUCACCUAAUGAAGUAUAUACCUGGGAGGAGGAUCCUCUGGCUGGUAUAAUUCCACGUACUCUUCAUCAGAUUUUUGAGAAACUUACUGAUAAUGGCACUGAGUUUUCAGUGAAAGUAUCCCUAUUGGAAAUCUAUAAUGAGGAGCUUUUUGAUCUUCUGAGUCCGUCUUCUGAUGUUUCUGAAAGGCUGCAGAUGUUUGAUGAUCCCCGGAACAAGAGAGGAGUGAUAAUCAAAGGCUUAGAGGAAAUCACAGUACACAACAAAGAUGAAGUCUACCAAAUCUUAGAGAAGGGGGCAGCCAAAAGGACAACUGCAGCAACCUUGAUGAAUGCUUACUCCAGUCGUUCACACUCAGUUUUUUCUGUCACGAUACACAUGAAAGAAACGACAAUUGAUGGAGAAGAGCUUGUUAAAAUUGGCAAGUUGAAUUUGGUUGAUCUUGCAGGAAGUGAAAAUAUUGGGCGUUCUGGAGCUGUUGACAAGAGGGCCCGGGAAGCUGGAAAUAUCAACCAGUCCCUGCUGACUCUGGGGAGAGUUAUCACUGCUCUUGUGGAAAGAACACCUCAUAUUCCUUAUCGAGAAUCUAAACUAACAAGAAUCCUGCAAGAUUCUCUUGGGGGGCGUACAAGGACAUCUAUAAUUGCAACCAUUUCCCCUGCGUCUCUCAAUCUUGAGGAAACUCUGAGUACAUUGGAAUAUGCUCACAGAGCAAAGAACAUAAUGAAUAAGCCUGAAGUUAAUCAGAAACUCACCAAAAAGGCACUUAUUAAGGAGUAUACAGAAGAGAUAGAGCGUUUGAAGCGAGAUCUUGCAGCAGCUCGUGAGAAAAAUGGAGUGUACAUCUCUGAAGAAAGUUUCAGAGCCAUGAAUGGAAAAGUAACUGUUCAGGAGGAACAAAUUGCUGAGUUGGCUGAAAAAAUUGGUGUCCUUGAGGAGGAGCUCAGUAAGGCUGCAGAGUUAUUUACGGAUAGUGAAAAGGAACUUAAUCAGUGUAAAUCUGACCUGCAAACCAAGACACAGGAACUUGAAACCACUCAGAAACAUUUGCAAGAAACAAAAUUACAACUUGUUAAAGAGGAGUAUGUCUCUUCAGCUUUGGAAAGAACUGAGAAGAAGCUUCAUGAAACGGCCAGCAAGUUGCUUAACACAGUUAAAGAAACCACCAGGGACGUAUCUGGUCUGCAUUCUAAACUGGACCGGAAGAGAGCAAUCGAUGCGCACAACGCUGAGGCUCAGGAGAGCUUUGGCAGGAGCCUCAGCAGUCUGUUUAAUAAUAUGGAAGAGUUGAUCAGGGACGGCAGUGAGAAACAGAAGGCCAUGCUGGACGUUCACAAAGCACUGUUCGGUAACCUGAUGUCUUCUAGUGUCUCUGCAUUAGACACUAUUUCCACGACAGCACUUGAAUCUCUCAUGUCUAUUCCAGAAAACGUGUUAGCUCGUGUUUCUCAGAUUUCUGAUAUGAUAUUGGAAGAGCAGUCGUUAGCAGCCCAGAGUAAAACUGUGCUGCAAGGAUCGAUUGAUGAACUUGUGACCAACCUUUUCACGUCCCUGAAGACCAUCAUAGCUCCUGGUGUGGUGUCCAUCUUAAACAUAAAUAGGCAACUACAGCAUAUUUUCAGGGCUUCGGUGACAAUGGCUGAAAAGGUAGAAGAUCAAAAAAGAGAAAUAGACAGUUUUCUCAGCAUAUUGUGUAACAAUUUACAUGAACUCCGAGAAAACACUGUUUCUUCCUUGGUUGAAUCACAAAAGCUUUGUGGAAACCUAACUGAAGACCUGAAGACAAUAAAGGAAACCCAUUCACAGGAACUUUGCCAGUUAAGCAGUAGUUGGGCAGAGAGAUUCUGUGCUUUGGAGAAGAAGUAUGCAAACAUCCAGAAACCACUGAACAGUAUUCAAGAAAACACAGAGCGGAAGUCUACUGAUAUAAUCAAUAAAACAACAGUUCACAGUAAGAAAAUUCUUGCAGACUCUGAUGGAUUAUUACAAGAACUCAGACACUUUAACGAAGAAGGUACACAGUUGGUUGAAGACUCUGUAGGACACUGUGGUUCACUCAGCAGCAACCUGGAGACUGUAUCCCAAGAGAUCACACAGAGGUGUGGGACCCUGAACACAAGCACAGUUCAUUUUUCUGAUCAGUGGGCAUCCUGCUUAAGCAAGAGGAAGGAAGAGCUUCAGAACUUAAUGGAGUUUGUAAAUGGAUGUUGUGAAGCUUCAAGUUCAGAGAUCACUGAAAAAAUAAGAGGACACAGAGCAGCUAUUGAGAGCCAGCACAGCUCCUUUGUUGUUCAGAUAACUUCUGAUGAAGAAAAAUUUAAAGCUGGAAGCCUAGAGCUUGAUAAAACUAUAAAAACUGGUUUAACAAAGCUUAAUUGCUUUCUGCAACAGGAUCUGAAACUAGAUAUCCCAACAGGUAUGACACCAGAGAGGAAAAAUUAUUUAUAUCCAUCAACACUUGUGAGAACUGAACCACGGGAGCAACUCCUUGAUCAGCUGCAAAAGAAACAGCCCAAGCCACUGAUGAUGCUAAAUUGCUCAGAAAGCAGCAAAGAGACCAGUCAGGACAUGGAGGAGGACAGGGAGGUUCUGGAGCAGAGUACUGAAGAACUCGUAAGUCAAGAGCCGUGUGUACAUACCAGUGCGGAUUGCUCUUCCAGUGGAGGUGUUCCAUUUUUUCAGCAUAAAAAGCCACAUGGAAAAGACAAAGAAAACAGAGGCCUUAACCCCGUGGAGAAGGGUAAAGUGGAGGAGGCCUCGGAGCACUCCAUCUCCAAGAGCAGACUGCCGCUGCGCGCCUCCAUCAACCUCUGCUGAUCUGAGGGUUAGGGGUUGCCUUCAGAAUACAGCCUGAAACUCCAGUCUGAAGCUAUGUACAGAUGACAGUGGGACAGACUAUAUGAGGGCCCCACAGUAAAUGUAGUUGAAUUGAACGUCCUUCUUUAUAAUCCCUGUAGUUCAAGUAUGUAGUAAGUUGGGUUCCAUUUGGGAUUUACACUGAAUAUGUAUGUGUGUUUCUAGCUUUUUAUAUGAAGAAGCUCUUCUGUAACAAGUAAGUAUUUUUCUUGUAUAUAAUUAAAUACCAAAUAUAUGGAAAUGGUUAUUCCAGGCUUAGACUUGUAUUGGCGAAUACUAUCUCCUUUGCAGUCCGGCUAAGGCUGAGUUCAGUGUGUGUUUCCCUACCUCUGACCAGCCUUUUCUAUUUGUCUUCAGCUCACUUCUCCCUUUUCCUGUCACUUAACCCUUUGUAGGCCCACAGAAAGGUUUCCUUAUUAUGAGAAGUCCAGGGUUUUACCUAGAAAUCUUAUGUUUCACUGAUUACCUCUACAAUCAUUGUCAAAAAUAAACUGACCCUGGAAGUCCCUUCCUUCUGUGCUCUUCGUUUGUUCUCCCCUCAUAUGCAUGCAUCUCAUGCCUUCCUGAGGUCUGACACCUGGCACCAGCCUCCCUGCACUGUCAGCUGCUGCUGCAGGAGACCUGUCUAGAGCUCUAACUCAUUCUUUGAGGCCACAAGCUAAGGCCUGUAUCUCUUAGAAAUAACAAGACUUUUUUCAGACUACCAAUUAUGACUAUAACUUCUGUUUUGUUUAUCUUUUAAAACUUUAUUCUUUGUAUAUAAUAAAAAUGUAUAUAUACAUUCUUUCUGUUGAAAUAUUAACCCUUACUCUUUCUAUCUGACAACUCUAUUUCUGGAAGUUGGUCCAUCUCAAGAUGAACCAGAGCACCUACCUAAAAGACAUGUAAGCAGAGAGUAAAUGGGUCACAUCAGGUUCAGUGUAUAUGGUUCAGAGUGAUGUGGCUAUAUUUUUGUCACUGUCUCACUAUGUAGCUCAGGCUUACUGUGCAGACUUACUGUGCAGUAGGACAGUCCUUUGUCAUCCUUCCAAGGCCUGGGUUCCAGGCAUCAUCACUAUGCCUGGCUCUAGAGAGAUGACUUUGUAACCACGAACGAACCGUUAAUAGAAAAUUAGAAAAGAUGCUACUUUAAGAAAUUGAUUUUCUUGUGCCAUUUCUCCAGCUCACUGUAGAAAUAGAAAUGUUAUUUUAAUAAAAAUAAUGGAUAAAUUUCCCUGCAAACAGAUGUCAACCUAAUCUGUGGGUAUUCUCUAAUAUGCUUUUGGUAAAUCUCUAAUCAGUAAUUGGUAAUUGUUUUUAAAUUUUUUUAAUUAAAUUAUUUUAAUUUUU